Soboliphyme baturini is the source of this 2634-nucleotide messenger RNA. The record is from the annotation of a GenBank genome assembly. NCBI's taxonomy places the organism in Eukaryota, Metazoa, Nematoda, Enoplea, Dioctophymatida, Soboliphymatidae.
AUGUCGCUACUCUCCAAAAACAGAUCUCCCUCGAUUGGGUCUUCUCACCAACGUCAGCCGUUAAAUGGAUUUUGCGCAUCUAACUUGUCUGCCGUAGCCUUGUGCUUCUGUUUUGUUCUCUUGCGUUACAGUCCUCUCUGGUUUCAUUACCGGAAAAAGGUGGCCACUGUCAAUAUUGAUUUGAUAAAGUUGCCGUUGUCCCGAGGAUGGCGGCGCGAAACGACAGUUCGUAACAUAUCGGCCACCGGAGUGCGGGGUGAAGUCAUGUACUAUGGUCCUUGUGGCAAGCGCAUGUGUUCGUACGCUGAAAUAAUCAAAGUAAGUUGCGAUCUAUUGUUUUGGAACGACUUAAUCGUAAUACUCAAGAUUAUGCUCAAUCUAACGAUCGUACAGUUCAGAACAGACGCUGUCUUCCCUAUAAAAGAGAAACUUAUAUGGUUGUCUUAUAAGGUUGCUCGACUGGCGUACAUGAACAAAGUGAGGCAGUUACGACAGCCGGUCGAAGAUCUGGAAGUUGAUGACGUGAAAUCGUUGCCACGGUUAAAAAGGAUCAAAAAUUUGCGUUUGAGUGGUCGUGCGUUCGCUGACCUAUUGAUGGUCGUCGAGUUUAUCAACACCUUCGGCUCGGUGUUGAAAGUUGACAAGUCGGAAAUACCGUCGAUCGACGCGCUUCACGCAGCCCUGCUCAAUGACUCGGAACAUGAGGAAUCACUGCGCAGUCUGACGAAGAUUCUGUUGACGCUGGUACUCGAGUACCCGAGUUUGUCAAAUGGCUGCCAGACCAAAAUGUUCACCGGCCAAGCGUUACGAGACAUCUGUGUCAACAACAGCAACAUGAGCGAGCUGAUUCGGCUGUUUCUCUACGCGCGUGACGAAAACGGUCAAAAGUUCGGACGUCUGUUGGACGACCAUGAAUUCGACACGCUCUCUGGUGAAGACAAGAUCUCCAUCCUUGCCUACAUGACCAAUGAGCUUCUCUACUGCAGGAACGUCGUACGCGAAAUCGAGAACAACAUUGAAGUCGUAGCGAAACUUAAGGGUGACAAGUGGUCAUAUGAAAGUCGCAUUCGAGCGUAUGAUUUGUUUGUUUUACUUUCAUUUGCUUUAAAUUUGAAUCUUCUCAUGGAAAUAUAUCUUCUCGUACUAUUUAGUUUGCGCCACGCCCAUGCCCGAAAGACAGAACAUCCUCAGGACGAGACUUCGACCAGCACAGAAAUUGCCAACGUCGAGGCACCGAAGAAGCCAAGCGACGAUAAUGAGACUGAGACCGAGGCGAAAUGGAGUCAGGAUAAUUCAGAUUGUAAAAUAAAUUAUAAAUGCCAUAUUCCGUUUUUUCAGGAAGCCGGCGAAGUGCGCCGUGAAAUCAGUCGCACGAUUUUGAAAAUUCGGUCCCUUCCGUGCGGUCAGGACCGUUUUCUGAGGUACUACUGGGUUCUGCCGAACACGGGUGGCGUUUUGGUGGAAUCAGUCGAGUCUUCUGCACCUGGCAAUCCGGCCUGCAGUCUGACGAGUUUGCACUACUUACAGUCGUUGCAGUCGUGUGAAGUCGCUGAUUGUCGCGAGUUCUAUGACGAUGACCCGCCGUUUGACGACCUGGCGAAGGGUUGGUGGAUUUUGAAGAACGGCGAGGAGCUGGACAAGGUCCAUCAGGCAUUGACUCCACGAGGCAUCCGUGAGCGGCUGUUUAACAGGUCUUUUGCCAAGCACGGCGACCUAUUCAAGGAAAACGCGUUUGGUGAUGCCAAAAGGAUGUUAAACCUGCAUCCGCCUCCGGUUAGAAUAUUUUACAUGAAAAAAUCGUGUGCAGUCUUGAAGCCCUUGUCAUUAUGUUUUCUCUCGCGAUUACUAAUCGCAGUUAUAGACAAAUCCAACAGCAGUACGUCCAGUGCAAAUAAUGCCCAGAACUCUGCCUCCGAUGUGCCGACGGCCUUGGCCACAUGGCGAGCAGGUGUUUCGAAUGCAACCUCCGCCUCUCAGCUGUCGAUGUGUAUCGAUUCGUUGGAUUCAAGAAUCGCAUGGGAGAAAUCGGCUAUGAAAGCCUCAUGCCAAAUUUGUCGAAGUGGUGAAAACGAGUCUCAACUACUUUUGUGCGAUGGAUGUGACAUGGGGUAUCACAUGUACUGCUUUAAACCUCAAAUGGAGAACGUUCCAGACACUGACUGGUACUGCCCUGUUUGCAUUUCUGACUCGUUACGACCUAUGAUUCGAUGUUCGAUGUGCAGGCGAGAGUACCACAUCCAUUGUUUGAGCACGAAUGUACCGAAAUCGCCCAAGAAAGACUGGAUCUGUCAAGGGUGUGAAAAUGUACUACCGAACUGUCGCGAACUGAUCUCUUUAAACUCCCAUCGUGAUUCCUGGCCUUUUAAAUCUCCUGUGGAUACAAAACUUUUCCCUCUGUAUAAGAAAGUGAUUAAGAAGCCGAUGGAUUUAUCAACCAUUCGUUCGAAGCUGCUGAAUCACAAGUAUUCCAAAAACGAAGAUUUCCUAAAGGACGUUCAUCUUAUAUUCGACAACUGUUCCACGUUUAACGAAGACAGUUCUCCUGUCGGAAUUGCCGGAUAUUACCUCAGAGAAUUUUUUAAAAAUCGAUGGAGUGAUCUCGAUUCGCGUCCCUUUAAAGAACUCCGUCGCUGA